Rhodotorula toruloides NP11 is the source of this 1908-nucleotide messenger RNA. RefSeq names its product acid phosphatase. Gene Ontology annotation, molecular function: acid phosphatase activity; metal ion binding. The coding region runs from base 1 to 1908 and encodes 635 amino acids. NCBI's taxonomy places the organism in Eukaryota, Fungi, Basidiomycota, Microbotryomycetes, Sporidiobolales, Sporidiobolaceae. The transcript is spliced from 10 exons. The record is from RefSeq and is a predicted model, not a curated record.
AUGCUUACUAGCGUCGUACUCGCCGCGCUUGCUGCGGGCGCCGCCCAGGCGCUUCCCUCCCCUCCCGCUCCGACUCCGCUCACGAAGCUCGAGCUGCACAAGCGCUUUGUCGAUGAGCGUUUCCCGUACAAGGGUCCUGCCGUUCCCGUUGGUGACUGGCUCGACCAGACUCCCCAGGGCAACGGGAAGGGCUAUCAGCGCCUGUACAAGGACCCGGCCGUCCUCCCUGCGCCCAACGUCUCGGUCCUCUCGAUCAAGAACAACAUCAACGUCAUCUCGACGUCUCUCCUCCCGGGGGGAAUCAACGUCCACUUCCAGACGCCGUUCGGUAUCGGCGCCAGUCCCGUCGUUCGCUGGGGCUACGACCAGAACUCGCUCUCGAACAACGCGACGGGCAACACGACGACCUACGACCGCACGCCGCCUUGCUCGAUGAUGCUUGCGACGCAGUGCAGCCAGUUCUUCCACAACGUCGCCAUCCCUAACAUCAAGCCCGGCUCGACGGUCUACUACCAGAUUCCCGGCGGAAACGGCACUCGCCCAUCCGACGUCCUCACCGUCAAGACCGCGCCCGCCCCCGGACAGGACGGGGAGUUCGAAACCUUGAUCGUGAACGACUUCGGAUACACGAAUGCGCACGGGACGCACCAGUACAUGCUCGAGCACGCCCAGAACGGUGCGGCCUUUGCCUGGCACGGCGGCGACAUUAGUUACGCUGACAACUGGUACGAGGGCAUCCUGGCUUGCGAGCCCAGCUGGGACGUCUGCGUCGACGGCGUCAACACGACGCUUCCCGGCACGGCGCCCGUCCCUGAAGAGUACCUCUCGCCCCUCCCCGCUGGCGAGCCCGCGAACCAGGGCGGUCCUCUCGGCGGCGACAUCUCGCAGGUCUACGAGAGCAACUGGGAUCUCUGGCAACAAUGGGUGUCGCAGAUCACGAAGCUCAUCCCCUACCAGACGACCCCGGGCAACCACGAAGCCGCUUGCGCCGAGUUCGACGGCUCGAACCACGAGCUUACCGCCAUGCUCGUUCACAAUGACACGUCCUUCAACGCUACCUCGCCGACCGCCAACCUCACCUACUACGCCUGCCCGCCGUCACAGCGCAACUUCACCGCGUACAACCACCGCUUCUUCAUGAACGGUGAGGCGACUGGUGGACGAGGCAACCACUGGGGAUCGUUCAAGUGGGGACUCGCGACCUUCAUCUCUUUCAGCGGCGAGACCGACUUCUACCAGUCCCCGGAGGACUCCUUCCUCGACGUUACGAAGGGCAACGCCUCGAUCCUCCCGAACGAGACUGCGACCUUUGCGACCAACAGCGGUCCCUUCGGCGAGCUCUACGGCAACUACACCGACAACAUGAACUACGAGCAAGUACGCUGGAUCAAGAACGAGCUCAGCAAGGUGAACCGCACGGAGACCCCCUGGGUCUUUGCGAUGAGCCACCGUCCGAUGUACUCGUCCGAGGUCUCGUCGUACCAGGCGCACAUGCGUAAAGCCUUCCAGCAGAUCCUGAUUGACGGGGGCGUCGACGCGUACUUCUCGGGACACAUCCACUGGUACGAGCGCAUGUGGCCUCUCACCGUUAACGGCACGGUCGACUCGGCUGCGAUUAAGUCCAACCACACCUACGUUGCCUCGAAGAACUCUCUCAUUCAUUUGAUCGAGGGCAACGCCGGCAAUGUCGAGAGCCACUCGACGCUUGGAAAGGCGCCCCUCCUCAACACGACCGCCGUCCUUGACCAAGACAACUACGGUUUCGGCUCGCUGCGCGUCCACAACCGCACGACCGCCACCUACACGUUCAUCAAGGGCUCGGACGGUUCGGCGGGCGACUACGUGACUAUCGUCAAGCCGUCGCAGGAUUCGCAGGGCUCGCAAGGCUCGCAGAACUCGCAGGGCUAG